This is a messenger RNA of Malassezia vespertilionis, 2364 nucleotides long. RefSeq lists its product as uncharacterized. The transcript is spliced from 2 exons. The coding region runs from base 1 to 2364 and encodes 787 amino acids. Gene Ontology annotation, biological process: transmembrane transport. Lineage: Eukaryota; Fungi; Basidiomycota; Malasseziomycetes; Malasseziales; Malasseziaceae. Gene Ontology annotation, molecular function: calcium ion binding; ATP transmembrane transporter activity. The record is from RefSeq and is a predicted model, not a curated record.
AUGGACAGCAGUCCUAGCUCUGCUGGCACAGAGGAAGCGGGCAGGGCAGAUGUGGAAGGCAAACAACGCACGACGGAGCCUGUGGGCACCAAGAAAAAAGCAGCACACCUGGAAACAAGCAUUGGACGACAUUCGUUAUCGUUUGAGAACAUUCGGGGGCAGGAACCACCGCAAGCGCGAUUGCUGCGCUUGCGUGGCCUGUUUGACCUGCUCAUGGAUCAUGACAGCGAUUCUGCACUGGCCGGAGGUCGUGCCAAGCAAGUCUGGCGCCAUACGGCGAGUCGCGCUCGCUACGGUGCUGGUGGCUGCCUUGCGACAGGCAGUCUUUCUUCACGCCCGGGGACGGUGCAAGUUGCAGUGGACAGUGGCGAGCAGCGCGACACGUCCGAAUCCAAGUCGCCUUCUGCGUACCUGCGCGAAUGGUUUUUCAACGUGCGCCGUCAGUCGUACGCAAAUGAGCUUCUUGGACAGUGCCGCGAGUGCCGUGCAGGGCUUGAGCGCGCACGCAAGGAGCUGUCUGAAGCGCAUGACAACGAACAGGCUUCGCGGAAGUCGUGGUUGACGCGCCAAAAGCAGGCGCACAACACAAGCGACGCUACUGCCGCGACGCGAGCAUGGCAGAGUUUGCUUUAUUUUACACAUGAUGGAGAGGGAACGUCUUUGCUAAGUCGUUUCUUUGGUACCAAGAGCGCGCCGCUGAUGAUGCGCCUCGAGUCGGGCUGGAAAGGCUCGCGCGUUUGGGGGCUUAGCGCUACGGAGGAGGAGAACAAGCAUGACGUGCCGCGCCACGAUACCCAAUCCGCCUCUCAAACGGACGAAACGCAAUACAAGGCGAAGCGCAUGCGUCAGCGGCAGUUGGAAUGGGAAGGGUUUCUGGCAUAUGCCGAGUUUCAAGAACGCGAGCUGUACAAGCUCUUCACAGAACUGGAUACAAACCGCGACGGCGUCUUGGACAUAAGUGAGAUUCGUUCUGGGUUUGCGCGUGCUGGAGCGCAUCCUAGUGAACUGGUUAUGGACGACUUUAUUGCCUGCCUUGCAUCCAGCGGAGUUUCCGACGUCAAGGAGCAGCACAAUGCGCCGCACUAUGUCACGUUCCCCGAAUUUCGCGACUAUUUGCUCCUGAUGCCGCACAAGCCGUCGAUACCGGAAAUCUUUCGAUUUUAUCAGGUACGCAAAGCGGUCGGCCUAUUCGGCAACGAAGGCAUCUUUGCAGAGUUGGGCACGGGCUGGGGAAAGACGGCGAGAGGCGCGUCGGCCCUCACCUUUGACAGCGAUGUGAGCCUUUCUGGCGAAGAGCACCUUCACAGCCAUGCAAAAGAUAGCCACGGGAAUACUGUGGAGCCCAGGAUGGGUGAAAGCACAGGUACCCGUGCAUCCAAGGUUGCACAGCAUGCGCUUCAAAACGGUGCUGAUGACGGCGACGCGGACGAGCAGGAUGAGAGCAGUGCAUUUCAUGGCCACCACGCGCUUAAAUUCCUGCUUGCUGGUGGCAUUGCCGGCGCAGUGAGUCGCACAGCAACGGCACCGUUGGACCGCUUAAAGGUGUAUUUGAUCACGUCGCAAAAGCCGCGAGGCAACGGCAGCACGCGACUGGGGAUGAGCAGCAUGUACGAUAUAAUGUAUGCCAUGCGUGUGAUAUGCAGGGACGGCGGGUUACGCAGUUUUUGGCUUGGAAAUGGGCUCAACUGUAUCAAGAUCUUUCCCGAGUCUGCGAUCAAGUUUUUCAGCUACGAAAUGUCGAAGCGCUGGUUUGCCAAGCAUUAUGACCAUGUAGCGGACUCACGCGACAUUAGUGGAUUCAGCCGCUUCAUGAGUGGUGGCAUCGGUGGGAUUACCAGCCAGCUUUCGAUAUACCCAAUCGAGACGCUCAAGACCAGGCUCAUGUCGAGCGAGUCGCGCAGCAGUAAUCUGCACGGCAUGGCGCUUCUUAAGGGGACGGCAAAGCAAAUGUACGCAAAAGGCGGUAUCCGCGCAUACUACCGCGGCCUUGCUGCGGGUCUUUUCGGCGUGUUCCCCUACUCUGCGAUCGACAUGUCAACGUUUGAAGGAAUCAAGCUGUUCUACCUCAAGUACACACACAAAGAAGAGCCCGGGGUAUUUGCCAUGCUCGCGUUUGGGAGUCUGUCGGGAAGUAUCGGCGCAACGACCGUGUAUCCCCUCAACUUGAUUCGUACGCGUCUCCAGGCGUCUGGUACACCAGCACAUCCUGUAUUCUUUAUGGACGCUGCGAUACAGACCUAUAAGCGCGAAGGUGCUGCUGGAUUUUACCGUGGGCUUGUGCCGUCCUUGGCAAAGGUCGCGCCGGCUGUGUCGAUCAGCUACGUGGUCUACGAAGAAUCCAAGCGACACUUGGGUGUCUCCUAA